This is a messenger RNA of Aspergillus bombycis, 1359 nucleotides long. RefSeq lists its product as uncharacterized. The transcript has 2 exons. The record is from RefSeq and is a predicted model, not a curated record. The coding region runs from base 1 to 1359 and encodes 452 amino acids. Lineage: Eukaryota; Fungi; Ascomycota; Eurotiomycetes; Eurotiales; Aspergillaceae.
AUGACAGUUGCUGCACCGCCUGUGGCACCCGUUCACGAAAAUGGUAUGAACGGCAGUGCCCCCGGGCACCACCAUGUCAACAUGAGCUUGCCACGUUUCCACCCAAUCGCAAUGAAUCCGAGCCAACCAGUGCAUCCUGAGCAAAUGAUGCCAAAUCAUUCUCACUUCCGUCCUUUUCCUCCACCUCAUCCUAUGCAAGAAGCGGGCCCACCAGGCCCGGCUCCUCAUCCUCCUUCUCAUAUAGAUCAGAUUGAUGCUCGCUUGAGGCAAUUGGAACAUGAAGAAGCAGCUCGUAUGGCUGCUCGUAGCCACCUUCUUGCUAUUCGAAAGCGGGAAGACGAAGAAUUUCGUAGGAUGACUGAGAGUGCUGAAGCCGAAGAAGAGGAACUUCGUAGGCAACGGAAACGACUGAAGCGAGAAUCUAUGGGAUUGGGGUAUAAUGCAAGCAUGGACUCUCCGCCACUGCGGCCGACGCCGCCACGUCGUUUGUCCGAGACCAAUGCAGCUACCACCCUUGCAUUCUUCAAGCAGCAAAGUCCUCCAGAGCCUCGUGCCAUCCCUCCACCGCCUGUACAGGCACCGCCGUCUCAUCCUCCCCCUCAGCAUAUUUCUCAUGACCCUACUGCCGGCACAAUUCGACGAAAGCAAAAAUACACCAUUAAGAAUGUCGAGGCCUGGGGGGAACGCCACGGACGACCUGCGGCACACGACCCAUCCGGACGCGCGUUGUGGAAGCGACCAUCAGAUGGUAGUUUAGUGUAUCUGACCUGCCCCGUUUCCGGCUGUGGAAAGGCAGACUUUGUGACGCUACAUGGCUUUAUGUGCCAUUUGACAAAGAAGCAUAAAGAUCGCAGUCUGGGGAGCCAAUCAAGGGCGUUGGAAGUUUGCGGGAUUGUCUAUGACCCUAAUGCACCCCUUCCGCCGGUGUCCACUGUACAGCGUGCGUCGACCGAAGAAAGUCGCGGUGACUCGGCCCCUACAGACCCUGAAGGUUACCCACAAGAGAUGGACUACUCUUCCGCUUCGGAUGACGAGGAGAGCCGGAAGAAUCCCGUGAAAACAGAGACGGCAGAUCGGACUUUACCCGUACCGACGGUCCCCUUCCCGCACCCUGAGGAGCCAUCGAAAGCACGGAAGCUCAAUAAUUCUACAAAACAGUCGAUAUCCUCGAUAAUUGAUCGUGAUCCCGAGGAUGAGCCCCGGGAGCGUUUAGUUUCCAUUCCCCCUCGCCCCGUCGAGCCUUUAUCGCGAGCCUCUCCGGAGCAAAAGCCCUCUAUUCCCAAUGAAGCCGAGGUGUCUCGGCCCGAUGAACGAAAUCAGGAACCAAAUGAGUCAAAGGAGACCGCCGAGUCAAAAUAA